CGCGAGCGGUGCGAGUGUGGAGCGCGCACCCCGGGCGAGGCUGACAGAUCGCCCGGGUGGGUGCAAGAUGGCGCAAGCGGCGCUCCCCCUGCGCCCCCCGCGCUCCUGAGCAGGCAUGCGGCCCCAGUCCCCCACCGCCUGGGCUCGGCCCCGGCCGGAGCCCCAGCCCCGGCCCCGGCGCCGGCCCCGCGGGACGCUGUGAGCCGCGAGAGGCCCGGGAGCCGCGCGUCGCCGAGCCGAGCGGACCGAGAGCCCCAUGGCUGUGCAGCGCGCCGCGUCUCCGCGCCGCCCGCCCGCCCUGCGCUGGCCCCGGCUCCUGCUGCCGCUGCUGUUGCUGCUGCUGCCCGCGCCGAGCGAGGGUCUUGGCCACUCUGCCGAACUGGCAUUUGCUGUGGAGCCAAGUGAUGAUGUUGCCAUCCCUGGGCAGCCUAUAGUGCUGGACUGCAGGGUGGAGGGGACCCCUCCAGUGCGAAUCACCUGGAGGAAGAAUGGGGUAGAGCUGCCAGAGAGUACCCACUCCACCUUGCUGGCCAACGGGUCCUUGAUGAUCCGUCACUUCAGGCUGGAGCGGGGAGGCAACCCUUCGGAUGAAGGUGACUAUGAGUGUGUGGCCCAGAACCGCUUUGGGCUGGUGGUCAGCCGGAAGGCUCGCAUCCAAGCUGCAACCAUGUCGGACUUCCACGUGCAUCCCCAGGCCACCGUGGGUGAGGAGGGUGGUGUGGCCCGCUUCCAGUGCCAAAUCCAUGGGCUUCCCAAACCCCUGAUCACUUGGGAGAAGAACAGAGUCCCAAUUGACACGGACAAUGAGAGGUACACAUUGCUGCCCAAGGGGGUCCUGCAGAUCACAGGACUUCGAGCUGAGGACAGUGGCAUCUUCCACUGUGUGGCCUCAAACAUCGCCAGUAUCCGGAUCAGCCACGGGGCCAGGCUCACUGUGUCAGGCUCGGGCUCUGGGGCCUACAAGGAGCCGGCCAUCCUCGUGGGGCCUGAGAACCUCACCCUGACAGUGCACCAGACCGCGGUGCUUGAGUGUGUCGCCACGGGCAACCCGCGCCCCAUUGUGUCCUGGAGCCGCCUGGGUGAGCCUCAUCCCCACAGCCCCUGCGCCUCCCAGCCUGUCCCACCCCCUGGGAGGGCCGGUCUCAGACUCCUCACCCAGCUCCAGGGGAAUUUGGAAUCCUGUUUGUUCUCUGUGGGGGUCUAUUCUAUCCCUGUGACCGGGGAAGAGGAUGGUCGCCCUAUCGGGGUGGAGGGCAUCCAGGUGCUGGGCACGGGAAACCUCAUCAUCUCAGAUGUGACGGUCCAGCACUCUGGAGUCUACGUCUGUGCAGCCAACAGACCUGGCACCCGGGUGAGAAGAACGGCACAGGGCCGGCUGGUGGUGCAAGCCCCAGCUGAGUUUGUGCAGCAUCCCCAGUCCAUCUCCAGGCCAGCUGGGACCACAGCCAUGUUCACCUGCCAAGCCCAGGGUGAGCCACCGCCUCAUGUCACGUGGCUGAAAAAUGGACAGGUGCUGGGGCCAGGAGGCCAUGUCAGGCUCAAGAAUAACAACAGCACACUGACCAUUUCUGGAAUUGGUCCUGAAGAUGAAGCCAUUUACCAGUGUGUGGCCGAGAACAGUGCGGGCUCAUCACAGGCCAGUGCCAGGCUGACCGUACUGUGGGCUGAGGGGCUCCCCGGGCCUCCCCGCAAUGUGCGGGCAGUCUCUGUGUCUUCCACUGAGGUGCGUGUGUCCUGGAGUGAGCCGCUGGCCAACACCAAGGAGAUCAUCGGCUACGUCCUGCACAUCAGGAAGGCUGCUGACCCACCGGAGCUGGAGUAUCAGGAAGCAGUCAGCAAGAGCACCUUUCAGCACCUGGUCAGCGACCUGGAGCCCUCCACAGCCUACAGUUUCUACAUCAAGGCCUACACACCAAGGGGCGCCAGCUCAGCCUCUGUGCCCACCCUAGCCAGCACCCUGGGGGAAGCCCCUGCCCCACCCCCACUGUCAGUGCGAGUCCUGGGCAGCUCUUCCUUGCAGCUGCUGUGGGAGCCUUGGCCCCGGCUGGCCCAGCAUGAGGGCGGCUUCAAGCUGUUUUACCGCCCGGCAAGCAAGACCUCCUUCACCGGCCCCAUCCUGCUGCCUGGAACCGUCUCCUCCUACAACCUCAGCCAGCUCGACCCCGCUGCAGUGUACGAGGUGAAGCUGCUCGCCUACAACCAGCAUGGAGAUGGCAAUGCCACGGUCCGCUUUGUGUCUUUGAGGGGAGCAUCUGAGAGGACAGCCUUGAGCCCACCAUGUGACUGCCGGAAGGAGGAGGCCGCCAACCAGACGUCCACCACAGGCAUCGUCAUCGGCAUCCACAUCGGAGUCACUUGCAUCAUCUUCUGCGUCCUCUUCCUCCUGUUCGGCCAAAGGGGCAGGGUCCUCUUAUGUAAGGAUGUGGAAAACCAGCUGUCCCCUCCGCAGGGUCCCCGGAGCCAGAGGGACCCUGGCAUUCUGGCCCUAAAUGGGGCGAGACGGGGAGAGCGGGGCCAGCUGGGCCGAGACAAGAAACGUGUGGAUAUGAAGGAGCUGGAGCAGCUGUUCCCCCUGGCCGGCGCAGCAGGGCAGCCGGACCCCAGACCCACAGAUCCUGCAGCCCCCGCCCCGUGUGAGGAGACCCAGCUCUCCGUGCUGCCACUUCAGGGGUGCGGCCUGAUGGAGGGGAAGACGACGGAGGCCACGGCCCCCUGCUCAGGCCUGGCGGCUGCCCCACCACCCCCAGAUGGAGGCCCUGGCCUCCUCAGUGAAGGCCAGGCUUCCAGGCCUGCAGUGGCCCAGGUUACCCAGCCAGCUCACUCGGAACAGUAGCCAGUGUCUGGCAGGCUCCAGAGGGUGGCCGGAGCGGGGCCCAUUCUCAGGUCAAAAGCAAGAUUUCUACUGUCAUGUGGGAUUUGGAUGGUCCUGGGGGCUCCCCAGCAUUUCUGUCCUGACUGCCUCUUGGGUUGUCAAAACCCAAGGCAGCCUUGACAGGGACCCCCCUCCCCGCCCCAAUACCCAUCAGGAGUUGGAGCAGUUCCUGCAGGAGCCCGUUCCUUCCCUGGGCUGACGCCCCCUCGCCUCUGCCUGGUACCCACAUGACUUGGAACUGAACUAACAUUUUUCUUUAAAAAGCAAAACUUAUAAUCAAGAAAAAAAGGAGAGAGAUAGAGGAAGGUGAAUUAGACUCCAAAAGAUGACCCUGCUGUAGCUGGGCCCUGACACUGUCACCCUCCACCUACCUUGUUUUCUCAGGAUGGAUUUUUGCUGUUUUGGCUCUCCGCACCUACCUCAGCCGGAAUGAAUGUCCUGGGGGCAGUGGGGCAGUGGCCUCAGCCCCCUUACCCCACAGAGCCCGAAUGCACUCCUACCUCAAGUCCCCUUGAUGGGGACCCCCUGUCCCUUCCCACACUGUUGUCCAGAGUAAAAAAAAAAAAAAAAAAAAAA
This is a messenger RNA of Pongo pygmaeus (Bornean orangutan), 3448 nucleotides long. RefSeq names its product immunoglobulin superfamily DCC subclass member 3 (gene IGDCC3). Lineage: Eukaryota; Metazoa; Chordata; Mammalia; Primates; Hominidae. Gene Ontology annotation, biological process: cell-cell adhesion. The transcript has 14 exons. Gene Ontology annotation, molecular function: protein binding. The coding region runs from base 257 to 2833 and encodes 858 amino acids. The record is from RefSeq and is a predicted model, not a curated record.